AGCCUCGGAUCCGAAGCAAGGAGCUUGGGGCCAGCGAAGCUUAGCUUGGGGCCGAGCCUGAGUAUUGUUCCUGUGUUCGUUGAAAAUUUCGCACUAUUUCGAUCACUUUAUCUGUGUGAGCUAAGAGAGUCCUAUUUUCUUCUGCUUCCACCGCUUCAAACCCUAACGCUUGCUUCCUCAACACUCUCGCAGGAUCAAUUUUGAGCUUCAAUGGAGCCUUCUCAAUGUCACUGAUUAAAUGAUAGUAGCUCACAGGUGUGUUUCUGGACAGCAUAAUAUUUGGAGAAACUUUUUCUUGAUCUUCCUUGAUUUACUACGCCCACUUAUAAAGAAUUAUCUACUGAAAAAUCGUGGGCUGGGUUAUCUAUGCCUGGAAACGAAGUAGGAGACAGGGUCCAUAAUUUUUUUGGUCAAGAGAACUUGUCCCAGGGCCAAUAUCAUUCACAGGCAGGUGACGGGAACUGGCCAGGUAUAAGCAACAAUUUGUGGGCUGGUAGCCAGAGACCAACUGGUGCACCCUUUAUUUCCAAUUUGAAGAAUUUUAAUCAACAGCAGUCAGAUUUUGAGCAGGGACACACAAGCUCUCCACAUUUGCGUCAUGGUUUGAACCUGGCACAAUCAAAUUUGAGGCCUGACUCUGGCAGAAAUCAACUCCCAAACCAACAGACAGCUGUAAAUGGCUAUAUGUCAGGACAUCAGGUUUUUCAGUCCAGGCAAAAUGAAGCCAACAUUUUGGGAAUGGAUACCGAAACUGAUUUGCAUGGCAUAUCAAGUCUGUCAAGAGGAAUAUCAGUACUAGAGUCACAACAAGGGGCUGGUCUUGAACACUAUAAGAAAAAUUUGACUAGGACUGAUGCAUCUGAGUCUCCUGUCAAUUAUGAUUUUUUUGGAAGUCAACAGCAAAUGAGUGGUCGCCAUUCAGGCAUGCUUCAGUCUUUUUCUAGACAGCAGUCAGGGAUGAAUGACAUGCAGCUUUUACAACAGCAAGCAAUGCUAAAUCAGAUGCAAGAACUUCAAAGGCAGCAACAAUUUCAUCAACUAGAAGCUAGGCAACAGAGUUCUAUGAAUCCAGCCUCCUCCAUUUCAAAACAGACAGUUGCAAGCCAAUCUGCAUCUCUUAUUAACGGCAUUCCCAUCAAUGAGGCAUCUAACCUUGUGUGGCAGCAGCCUGAACUUAUGGCAAAUAAUGCAAAUUGGCUCCAGCAUGGUGCAUCUCCAGUUAUGCAAGGGUCCUCUAAUGGACUGGUGUUACCUCCUGAACAACUGCGCCUUAUGGGUUUGGUUUCUAAUCAGGGAGACCAGUCUCUGUAUGGGCUUCCAAUUUCUGGCUCAAGAGGUACACCUAACCUGUAUUCUCACAUUCAAGCAGAUAAGCCUGCAAUGUCUCAGGUUUCUGUCCAACAUCAACAUCAGUAUUCUCGCAUUCAAGGCGACAAGUCAACAUUGCCACACAUAUCAGCAAGUGGUCAUUCAUUUCCAGUUCAUCAGUAUGCUUCAAUUUCGGAUCAAACUAACAUGAAUGAUGGAACUUCAGUUUCAAGACAGGAAAUUCAAGGAAAAAAUAUGUUUGGUUCUCUCGCUCAAGGUAUAAACAGUGGUCUAAAUAUGGAGAACAUGCAGCCAGUGAAUUCUGAGCAACGAGAUGUACCAAUUGAAGAUUUUAAUGGAAGGCAAGAACUAGCUGGAUCUUCUGACACUUCACAGGACAAGGUGGUAGGUCAGGUUGCUCCUUCACAGAAUGCAGUGACCCUAGAUCCAACAGAAGAGAAGAUUUUAUUUGGUUCAGAUGACAGCCUUUGGGGUGGAUUUGGUUGGAAUAGUGGUUUAAAUAUGCUGGAUGGUGCGGAUAGUUUUGGUGGAGUUCAAUCAGUUCAGAGUGGGAGUUGGAGUGCACUUAUGCAGUCUGCUGUAGCUGAAACUUCUAGUAGUGAAAUGGGUAUACAGGAAGAAUGGAGUGGUCUUAGUGUCCGGAAUACUGAACGUUCAUCUGGAAGUGAGCGGCCUUCAACCAUUGAUAGCAGCAAACAACAAUCAGUUUGGACUGACAAUAACUUGCAGUCAGCACCUAAUAUAAAUUCAAGGCCUUUUCUUCGGCCAGAUGAUCUCAGCAGGCCCAGUACCACUGUAAACUAUUCUGGUAUUCCUGGAUUUCAUCAAUCAGGUGCUGAUACCGCACAGGAACAUCAAGACAGGUUACAGACUGAUUCUUCCCAAAGAUCAAUUCCACAGUUUUUAGAAAGAGGCAAAUGGUUGGAUUGCAGCCCUCAGCAAAAACCAAUUGCAGAAGGGAAUCAUGUUUAUGGAAAUGCUGCUAAUACCUCAAGUUUGGAACUAAAUGAGAAGGUUAUUUCAGGUUCUUGGACCCAUCAACAGAUGCUUUCAUCCCCUAAUAGUAGGGGGGAGCAAUUCAAUAGAUCUAAUGGAUGGAAUGCUAUUAAAUCACCAACACCCAAUAACAAUUCUAAUAUUAAAAUCCGUGAAAAAGAAAAUGUGUUGCAGCCUCAUCAUGAUAAAGCUAUGCAAGAGGAUAUGGGCCAGGUUCCUAAAAUGUGGGAGCCCGAUUCUGAUACUAAUUCCUCUGUUGGGUUGGAACAUGCAAAGUCUCCAGGUAAUAUGCAGGUUUGUGGGGAGGAUUCUGGUAUGAAUGGAAUUGCUGCCAUACCAAAUUCAGGUGCUACAUGGGUCAGCAGGCAAAGCAACCAGCAGCUCCCUAAUGUUGAUGCAUGGAGACAUACAGAUUCUGUGGGGAGCUAUAGAAGAAAUGAAGGUGCAGGAAAAUAUAGGCAUCAUAUGGAGAAAAAUCCUUUAGUUUUGGAAUCAUUGAAGAAUGAAAAGUCAGAAGGAGAGGCACAUGAUAUGGAAAACUCUAACAAAAAGGAUAAAUCAGUAGAUGGUCUUGCCUUUAAUUCUUCCCAUCACAGAACUGGUAGUUUGAGAGAAAAUCCCAGUUUUGACGGUGAUUUGCAUAGUCCAAAGUUAUCUGGGCAGGGAAAUCGAAGACCUCCUAUAACUCGUAAAUUUCAGUAUCACCCAAUGGGGGAUGUUGGUGGUGCUGACAUAGAACCUUAUGGAAACAAACAUGUCAUAAAUUCACAGCCCAUGCCUCAUCAACCCAUUGGAGGACUUAAAGGGCAGGACCAAAGCUAUCCUGGGCAAUCAAAAUACAGUCAUUCUGAUGGGAAUUAUAAUGAAAUGGAGAAGGGUGACUCAAAAACCAUAGAUGAUAAUGCUUCAAAAAGCAUGCUGCCUGGCCAUAUACCCAAAACAUUGACUCCAUUUGAUAGAACUGUUGGAAAUUAUGCCUUGAACAAUACUGCUUCGCCCAGUCAAAAUAUUCUUGAGCUUCUUCAUAAAGUGGAUCAGUCAAGGGAGCAUGGCAUUGCAACAAACACAAGCACUUCUAACCGCCCUUUAUCUUCCAGGGUGAUGGAUACUGAAUCUUCUGAUGGAUCUGUUGUACAUCCUCAACGAAAUCAAAGUUCCUUGUCUCAGGGCUUUGGUUUACAAUUGGCUCCUCCUACCCAAAGGCUUCCUCUGGCAUCCUCUCAUGCUACACCCCAUGUUGCAUCUGAGACAGGGGAUAAGGGUCAUACUUGGUUGGCUGCUACUCAGACUUUUCCUUCUCGAGAAUCAUCUCAUGAGCUUAGAAGUAACAUUUCCAGUUCCUCUGGACAACUAUUUGACAAAGCCUCACAGUACAGUGCACUGGGAAAUAUUCCUCAGACUUUCACAUCAGGCUUUCCUUUUUCAAGAAUCCAUACUCAGAAUCAGAAUGUGGCUAGUCUUGGUGGACAACUAGCAAAUACCCAAUGUGAUAGUGCAACUUUUGUUGACCGGACUGCUUCCACUAGUCAGGUAGAUGAAUAUUGUGAAAGAGCUCAAACUAGUCAAUCUGAAUUGCAAUCUGCUCCGGACAUGUCCCAGAUGGUGGAUGGUAUGAACCAAAUCCAUGCUGGUGAUCCUACCAUGAAAUUUUCGGCAUUGGAGGCUGGCACAGCUUCUCAUCCUUCUGUUACAGCAUCUCUACAGGGUGCCCCUUCAAAAAUUCUACACAAUGUAUGGACAAGUGUUUCUAACAAGCAAUAUCCUAAUGCUUUGAAGAUUUCACCCCAUCCUCAACAAAUUAAUAUUUGUGAAACUACAACAGGACCACAGAAGCCAAGUAUUGAAGAUUCAGAGAAAGAUGGUAACCUUUCUGGGCAGCAGGUAUUGCAAGUGAGUGUUGAUACUGUUGAAGAGAUUGCAAGUGCUUCACAUGUGAAAUAUACCCCUGAUGCAUCUCAAUCAAGCCCAGCUGCUACCUCUAAAGAUAUUGAAGAUUUUGGCCGGUUUUUAAGACCAAACAAUAUUUUGCAUCAGAAUUUCUCUAUGCUAAAUCAAGUCCAGUCCAUGAAAAAUAUGGAGAUUGAUCCUAGUAAUCGAGAUGUCAAGAGAUUCAAGGUUUCAGAUAAUGUGAUGGACAAACAACAGGUAGAUUCCAACCAUGGGCAACAGUCAUAUGGAUACAAUAACAUAGUCAAAGAUUUGUCAGGUAAUAGUUCUCCAGUGCCACCAUCAGAUCCGAACUUGCUAAGCUUUUCAACAAAGCCAGGUGAUGCCCAAGACACUAAUGCAUCUUCUCAGGAGAUGGUUGGAUAUGGUCAGAGGAAUGCUCUUAAUGUUGCUAAUAAUAACAAAUUAACUUCUGUUAAAAGUGAGCAUUCUAUGAUAAAUCCUCAGAUGGCUCCAUCAUGGUUUGAUAAGUAUGGAGCUUUUAAAAAUGGUAAGACGUUGCAAAUGCACGAUGUACGAACAAUGACUCCUCACAAAGUUAUGGAGCAGCCUUUAAUAAGGAAUCAAUCUGGUAGUUUGCAUAUUGCUAAUUCAGUGGAGCAAGUUAAUAGUCUCAGUGUUGCUGGUCAGCUUGGUAAUGGUGGGCAAAACCCAAUGCUCACUUCAGCUGGAAGUGAGCAUCUUCCUUCUCAGUUAUUGCUUCCUCCAGCUGUUGAACCUGAUCUGUCUAGUAUGCGACCAAAGAAGCGUAAAGAUUCCACAUCUGAACUCAUACCAUGGCAUAAAGAGAUGAGUCUGGGCUCUGAAAGGCUUCAAGAUAUCAGUGCGGCAGAAUUUGAGUGGGCCCAAGCUGCAAAUAGAUUGAUUGAGAAGGUUGAGGAUGAUGUUGAGCUAGUCGAAGAUUUGCCAAUGAUGAAGUCAAAAAGAAGACUUGUGUUAACAUCUCAGCUUAUGCAGCAGCUACUUAAUGCCCCUCCAGCUGCAGUUCUCUCUUCAGAUGCCAAGUCGCAUCAUGAAAGUGUGGUCUACUCUGUUGCUAGAUUAGUGUUGGGAGAUGCAUGCAGUUUGGUCUCAUGGUCUGGAAAUGACACACUGAUGUCCUCUGGCAGCAAAAAACUCCUGCCUGAUAAGCUCAAAUCAUCUGAGAAAAUUGAUCAGUGCAUUUUGAACGUGGAAAACUUUGUUGGUAGAGCGAGGAAACUGGAAAAUGACAUAUUGAGAUUGGAUAGUAGAGCCUCAAUUUUGGACUUGAGAGUGGAAUGUCAAGAUUUAGAAAGAUUUUCCGUCAUCAAUCGAUUUGCCAAGUUUCAUGGUCGGGGGCAAAAUGAUGGGGCAGAAACCUCAUCCUCUGAUGCAACUGCAAAUGCUCAGAAAUCAUGCCCCCAGAAAUAUGUUACUGCAGUUCCAAUGCCUAGAAACCUACCAGACAGGGUACAAUGUCUUUCACUUUGAUAAUUAAUUAAUUCAUUUUUCCAUCUUUCUUGGUCAGUUGUCUCCACAACAUCCUGUUUCUGGUCCUUCUCUUUCAACUUAUAUUAUUGCACUUCAUCGCCAUAGAACCAUACAACUGGCAAUGUAGGAGAAGAAUGAUACUAGAUUGCCUCCUCAACCAAUGGAGGCUAUUAGAUCUUUUCAAUCUAUAUAUGUAUGUAUGUCUAGAUCUGCGCAAUCUAGUUAUCUUUUACUAUUGGUUUUCAGGUUCCAAGCCAUUUGUAUAUAUUAAGAUAAGAUAUGCAGUUUACUUAGUUUUAACCAUACCAUUUGACUCGGAUUUAGCUGAUUAGUUAAGCAUAAGCUGUUCAAUGUUUUUUAAUAGAACAUAAGAUGUUAUUUAGUCAUUUCCUUUUUCUCAAUUUUAAGUCAUUUUCCUGUAUUUGUAUGUACCAAGAUAAUGUGUAGUCUACCUAGUUUUAACCAUACCAUACCAUUUGGCUCA
Molecule: messenger RNA, 6208 nt
Organism: Cajanus cajan (pigeon pea)
Lineage: Eukaryota; Viridiplantae; Streptophyta; Magnoliopsida; Fabales; Fabaceae
Source: RefSeq, a predicted model, not a curated record